UAGAAAUAUGUCAUACUGACCCAAAAUAGAAAAAAAAUACUACGUUUAUUUUAAAUUAUCAACGCAAAUAAACAAUAGGAACAUUAAGAUAAGCCGAUAAUUACUCAUUUUUAGUUGAUUGUAACGUAACCAAAAGCAAUGACUAACCUGUAUCCUUUCGCGGCUUUUAUGAACGUGGAAAGUUCUCGUGCUUACGUAGAUGACUUGUACUCAAUGGAUUCCGAUAAGUGUUUGGCAUCGUUAAUUUGUAUAAAAAAUUCAGUUAUUGGGUCUAAUAAGCAAAAAGAAAGUGUGAUAGAGCAGGGUAUUGUUACAAGAUUGAUACAAUUAGCUCAAGAUACAGACAUGAAAGUUGAAAUAAGAUAUGAAGCAUUGAUUAUAUUGGGAUCCCUAGCUAAAGGAACUCCUUCGCAAGUGGAAGUUUUAUUAAAAUUUGGAACUGGGCCAAUAUUAUUGGGUAUUUUGGAAGAAUCCCAUAAUCGUUUAAUAGAUCCAUCCUUAAGGUUAUUAAGAACCUUAUCUCAAUACGGUGAUCCUAGUUUUUCAUCAAACUACUCUACCAAACAAUUAGAAAAGCUUUUAAGUUACAUGAACGAAGAUUCCUCGUUAUUGAGGCAAUCUUGUGUGGCUACAAUUUUAAGUACUGCCUGUCGAUGCAUGAUGGAACAGAACAGUUUGUGUUCUGUAGGUGCCCCUCAAAUAUUAGCUUCAGUACUUGCAAUACCGAAUACGGAAAUAAGAGUUGCUGUAUUAAAAUGUCUUUCCGCCAUGUGUUUUGAAAACCGAACUGUUGCUUCUGAAGUAGCAGGUGCUACUUCUAGAUAUGGUUCCGUACAAGUUUUAAAUCUACUUACAUCUUUAGUCAGCAGGGAUAAACCUGUCGAAAUGCAACUUGAAGCAGCUAAAUGUCUUACAAAUAUUUAUCGAGCUGGUGCUAUACAAUCUUCUGAUCAAAUAAUUACUUUUCGAACAUUACCAUGUCUUGUUCGAUUAUGUUUGCCAGAUCAAAAAGAAGAUCUUAGGUCAUCGGCUGCAAAUAUACUUGCCUACUUGACUGAGGUUGAUAGUAAUUUACAACAAAUUGCUGCUAUUAGUAAUCAAUUAGUGGCUACUUUAGCUGAUUUACUUAAUUGUAAAAGCAGUGCAGCAAGAACUGCAGCUUUUAGUGCUUUUGCAUCAUUGGGAGCAAAUAAUGAAGAAAUUCGUAAACGAAUAAUCGAAACGCAACGUUUAAUGGAACGCGUAGUAGAUGGUUUAGCCGAUCAAGAUGGAGACGUCCGUUUAGCAGCAGUUCGUUGUCUUCAUUCUCUAAGUAGAUCAGUUCAUCAAUUGCGCACUACAUUUCAGGACCACUCUGUUUGGCGACCUCUAAUGAGUCUUUUAACCGGUUCCGCGUCCACAGAACUUUUAAGCGCGGCAUCAUCCGCUUUAUGCAAUCUCCUUCUUGAAUUCUCGCCAGCGAAAGAACCCAUGUUACAACAAGGGGUUAUUCAAUUUUUGGUUGAAUUAACGAAAAAACCCGAACCCGUUUUACGUUUAAACGCGGUGUGGGCGUUAAUGAAUAUGACAUUUCAAGCAGAGCAAAGGAUAAAAUCGGCUAUAUUAACAACUUUAAACACCGAUCAAAUAUUUCGGUUAUUAGCCGAUUCGGAUGUACAAGUUUUAAUGAAAACUUUAGGUUUAUUACGAAAUUUAGUAUCGCCAAGGGCGCAUACGGAUUCAAUGAUGGCGUUACAUGGAACUCAAGUUAUGCAAGCGGUUGUUUUGGUACUGGAAGGGGCGCAUUCUCCGGAAGUUAAAGAGCAGGCUCUUUGCAUUUUGGGUAAUAUAGCGGAUGGGGAGCGAGCUAAAGAUCAUAUCAUGGCGAAUGAAGAUGUUUUAAAGAAAUUAAUGGCUUAUAUGACGCAUAGCGAUAGCAGUUUACAGACAGCGGCGAUAUUUUGUAUACAAAAUUUAGUUAGGAGAGGGGAACCUGGUUAUGCUGAGCGGCAGGCGAGAUUGAGGGAUAUGGGUGUUCAUAAUAUUUUACAUCAACUAGUCACUACAGUUAGCGAUAGUGUGCUACAUACAAAAUCAUGCUACAGAAAUUUGUGUAUAGAAAUGUUAAUCAUUGAAGAGGAACUCUGAAAAGUCAACAAGAUCAAAUGAAUUUGAAAAAAAAAGCUUUUAUUUUGAAAGAUUUUAAUUUAGUAAGAGUAGAUGUGAAUUAACUUGGUAGUUUAUGUUAGUAGCUUUUACGAUUAAAAUAAAUUUAUUAAGUUAUUAAUAAUAAAAAUAUUCUCGUCGUGA
This is a messenger RNA of Onthophagus taurus, 2289 nucleotides long. Its product is annotated as armadillo repeat-containing protein 8. Gene Ontology annotation, molecular function: protein binding. The record is from RefSeq and is a predicted model, not a curated record. Lineage: Eukaryota; Metazoa; Arthropoda; Insecta; Coleoptera; Scarabaeidae. Gene Ontology annotation, cellular component: GID complex. Gene Ontology annotation, biological process: proteasome-mediated ubiquitin-dependent protein catabolic process.